Prunus mume (Japanese apricot) is the source of this 1437-nucleotide messenger RNA. The record is from RefSeq and is a predicted model, not a curated record. Lineage: Eukaryota; Viridiplantae; Streptophyta; Magnoliopsida; Rosales; Rosaceae.
AUGCCAAGGAUAUGCAGGGGUCGCCAAAAAUUGCAGAUGGUGAAAAUGGAGAAUGAGACCAAUCUCCAAGUCACAUUCUCCAAGAGAAGGGCAGGCCUUUUCAAAAAGGCCAGCGAGCUUAGUACCCUGUGUGGUACAGAGCUCGGCCUCAUUGUCUUCUCGCCAGGCAAGAAGGCCUUUUGCUUUGGCCACCCGUCCAUCGAGGAGGUGCUGGACAAGUACGAGGGCAGAACCUCGCGUCAGCCUCUUAAUCACGAUAUGCAGCAGAUCGCUGAGGCGUGCUCGCACGCGACUACGAAUGAGCUCAACGCUGAGCUCACACAGGUGAUGGAGCGCAUCGAGGGCGAAAGGAAGCGGGGGGAAGAGCUGACCCAGUUAUUGAAGGCCAGCCAAGCAGAGUGCGGGUUGGAGGGACCAGUGGAGGAGUUGGACUUGGACAGGAUGGAGAUUCUGAGGGCUUCUCUUAUGCAGUUGCGGUCCAAAGUGGCUGAUCAGGCUAAACAGAAACUUGCUGCAGCCAAAACUGCAAACCCUCCUCACAAUCCUAAUGUUUAUGCGGGGAGCUCCUCUUCUAGUGCUGCUGCCCAAAGUGCAAACCCUGCUCACAAUAAUUUUUUUGUGGGAAGCUCCUCUUCUAGUGCUGCUGCCCAAAGUGCAAACCCUUCUCACAAUAAUUUUUUUGUGGGGAGCUCCUCUUCUAGUGUUGCUGCCCAAAGUGCAAACCCUGCUCACAAUAAUUUUUUUGUGGGGAGCUCUUCUUCCAGUGCUGCUGCUGGGCCUUCUGGCCUCCAAGGUUUGGCUAAUCCUGAGAUUAACAAUGUUGGGUUCAAUUUUAAUGGAAAUGAUUUUGUUAUGCAGGCUCCUGACCAGCCAAACAAUUUUGGGUUCAAUUUCAAUGGAGCUGAGCCUGUUUUGCAGGCUCCUGAUCAGCCUAACACUCUUGGCUUCAAUUUCAAUGGAGCUGAGCCUGUUAUGCAGUCUCCUCCUGAUCAGCCUAACACUCUUGGCUUCAAUUUCAAUGGAGCUGAGCCUGUUAUGCAGUCUCCUCCUGAUCAGCCUAACUAUCUUGGCUUCAAUUUUAAUGGAGCUGAGCCUGUUAUGCAGGCUGCUCCUGAUCAGCCUAACUAUCUUGGCUUCAAUUUCAAUGGACCUUAUCAGCACAAUCUUGGUUUCAAUUUCAAUGGACCUGAUCAGCCUAACAAUCUUGGUUUCAAUUUCAAUGGAGCUGAGCCUGUUAUGCAGGCUCCUCUUGAUCAACCUAACAAUCUUGGCUUCAAUUUCAAUGGACCUGAUCAACCUAACAAUCUUGGCUUCAAUUUCAAUGGAGCUGAGUCUGUUAUGCAGGCUCCUCCAGACCAGCCUAACAAUGUUGAGUUCAAUGGCGAUCCUAUGUUUCUCAGUGACUGGAACCCUAAUCUUGGUGGAGAUUUUCUGUGA